Closterium sp. Naga37s-1 is the source of this 1488-nucleotide messenger RNA. NCBI's taxonomy places the organism in Eukaryota, Viridiplantae, Streptophyta, Zygnematophyceae, Desmidiales, Closteriaceae. The record is from the annotation of a GenBank genome assembly.
GAUGUGGUUCCCGCAUCACCAAGUGCCAUCUCGAAGAAGCGAAGAUUGAUGAGUGCAGCGUGUGUUGAAACACACGCUACCCACACUCAAAGUUUCACCAAGUAUGAGCAAGUUUGUGACGUAUAUAAGCAGAUCGAGAGACAGCUAGUACAAGAGGAAGGAAUUCGUCGACUUUUGGAUGAUAAGUUUGGAAAGCAGGAUCUCUUGAUAGAAGAGCUGAAGACAGCGCUCGUCCAGUUACAAAACGAAAAUGCAUUGGUGAACGCUAACGCCAGCGAGAGCCGUAAGGAAUGCAUGCGUUUAAAAAGGCUGGAAGCGGAAUUAAAGUCCUCUCUUGAACUCAAGAAGCGAGAAGCACAAAAGUACAGCUCUGAAAGAGAUACUUUGGUGAAACAAGCACAGUCAUCACAGGCAGCAUAUCAUGUCAAAGAAAAAGAGUGCGAAGAGCUUGCUUCAACACUUAUGCAAAGACAAGUGGAGGUGGAAAACUAUAAGGAAGACAUGAAGCAGCUUGAGCUCUCCAACACUUCCUUGUCGAAGGAGAUCUCGCGCCACCAGGCCAACAUAAAGUUAUUACAGACAACCUUGGAACACAGAAAUGAUGAAGUGAAAGAGCUCAAAGCUCAUGUCGAUCGACUUUCAGCGGAGCUGGGUGCACUUGAUAGUGUGAACGCACUGUCAACGCGGAAUGCAGAUGCCAUUCUGAGCCAGUUAAGCUCUUCAAAUGUUAGGCUUCAAGAAGAGAGGAUUAAAAAGGAAGAACUUCAACAGGAGCUGCAUGAAGCACGCAAGGAGUGUGAACAGUUGCAAACCCGGGUUCAGCAAAUGGAACAACAAUCAAAAGAGGCAGAAGAAAAAUGGAAAAAGACCAUGUGCCAGCUUGAGUCCGAGCACGGUCAGUCCAAGGAAAAAAUUAGUCAGCUCCUGACAACAUUGCAAGACUUGGAGGCCAGAGCCAAGGAAGCUGGGAGCGAAAAAGAGGAGCUUCAAAAUCAGCUGGAAGCAUUGGAAGAUAAGGACAGGAAUACAACACAGGAGAAGGAAGGAUUGCAAGCCGAGUUGCAGUGCUUAAUCACAGAGUUGAAAAGCACCAAGGAGUCCUUGGAAGCAAAACUAAUUAUGCUUACGACAGAAAAUCAGGAGCUAUCUGCAGCUGUUGCAGCGAAGACAGAAGCUGAGACCCAGCUCGUCUCUGGGAACGAGACACUGAAAGAGAACCUUGAGGCGAAUGAAGCUGCAUUGAGCCAGAUGAAGGAACAAAUUGAGACACUUGAGAAGGAUUACAAGGAGUGUCAGGAGAAGCUGCUGUCAGCAGAGAAGCAAGCAAAGGAUCUGAAGAGAGACUACCAAAGGCAGAUGCAAUCAAAGCAGCUUGAACUGCAGAAGCAUCUUCAAGAAAUUUCAAGGCGCAAUAAUCUCGCUAUGGCGGAGAUGCGGAAAGAAUUUGAGGCAGAGGCAACAAGGAGUGUGGAUGAAGAGCGGAAAAAG